AUGUCCACGUCCCCGUGGUGUCCUACCGGUUGCGAUGUGUUACGCGCCUUUGGUUUAGAAAAAACAGAGAAGGAAAACUUCAUAGAAAUGGCGGAGGGUGCAACGUCUCUCAAGGGCUUGCGAGCUCAAAUGGCUGCAGCCGCACAGGCACAAGCAGAAGAGCGGCGCAGCCUAGCAGGGAACAGCCCAGGACCUACAGCCAACUUACCAGCUAAACCUCAGGGUUCUAGGCCAGUCAUUGACGGCGCCGCACUUAGAAUAGACGACCGACUGCGAGUGGCAAAGGAGAGGCGAGAGGAGGCGGAGAAACAACAAGCUUUACAGAAGUCUCAGAUCCUUGAGCGGGAGCGUAAGGCCAAGCUGCAAGUGGAACGUCAGAUGGAGGAGCGUCAGAAGAAGCUCGAUGAACAGCGCAAGAAGGAGGAGCAGAGACGCUCAGCUGUGGAGGAAAAGAGGAAGCAGAAACAAGAGGAGGAAAAGGAGCACUAUGAGGCAGUGAUGCGGCGGACGAUGGAGCGCAGCCAGAGAGUGGAUCAGAGGCAGAAGAGGUGGUCCUGGGGUGGACUAUCCAGCGACUCAGGUGGACGAACAGGAGACUCUGAUGCCAGCGUCACAUCACCAGUAGCUAUAGUAAUCUCCCCUGCCUCGCCAGAAAAGCCUCCAAGGAAGCAACAAGUGGACAAGCGCUCCACAUCCACCAUGAACCUGAAACAGCCGUCCGAGGCUGGUAUCAACAAGCGCCUAUCCUCCUCCUCUGCCACUCUUGUGAAAUCUCCCGACAAAAGUGUUAAACGGAGGAGCUCAUCUUGUAACCGGUUGCCUAGCAAUGGCAAUGCUGCUCAGGCCACUAAGGAAGACAGCAAUAAGCCUCAGGUGGAAAAGACAGGCCCCACCCUGAAGAAGAGAAGCUCCUCCCUCACACGAGUAGGUGUGGGCAGAGCACAGGCCCCUGCCAAGCCUGAUAAGGGGACCUCGGAUGACCAAGCACGCAGGCCCCUGAGUGGCACUGUGGACGGAGGGGUCCUUAGUCGUCUGCUCACCCCCACCCAGGCCUCACUAGCUAGAAGCAAGAGUGCUGCCGUCCUGUCUGCUGAAGGACCAGAUGCCCCAGAGUGUCACCUGUGUCCUCGCUCAGCCUCUGCCGGCCCCCUGCACCCACCGCGUGGACCCUUGCGCAGCCGCAGCAUCGAUCGGCAAAAGAGCGGCAUGACCACCUCUGCCUCAGCUGAUGCAGCCCUAGACCGCCCACUGAAGGAAAAGCGAUUUACGUCGCCUGGGGGACAACGUCCCGCCUCCCCCUCCAGCGGCCUUGGACGUCAGCGUUCACCCUCUCCAGCUCCCAGCCCUACCCCAAAGAGGACACCCUCUCCAGCAGCACCCAAGCAAAGUUCACGGACCCGCCCCCCUUCACCUGGUGCAAUGAAGCAACGGCCCCCAUCCCCCCAGCCCACAUCAGCGAAACCUCCACCCAUCCAGAAACCAGCUCUCACACCAACAGGGCCCCCCACGUUGCGCAAGAGGGACUCUAAACCCAAGGAACUGUCCCCUGUCCAGGCUCUGGCCCCGCUGUCCCCUGAUGCCACACAGAGCAGCUCCACCCCCAGCAGCGCUCCUGCCACUUCGACCUCUGCCAGCAAGACCAAAGAGAAAGAUGACUCUAAGGCCACAACAGGCACCAACUCAGCUGCUGAGGCCGCCAAGAUCCUGGCAGAGAACCGCAGACUGAUGCGAGAGCAGAAAGAGAGAGAGGAGCAGCUCAGGAUACAGAAAGAGGAAGAGGAGAAGCUAAGAAAAGAAGAAGAGAAACGCUUAGCGGAGGAGGCGCGAUUGAUACGCCUCGAGGAAGAGAAGAGGUUGGCAGAAGAGAGGAAAAAGAAAGAGGAGGAAGAGGCACUCCGAGCAGAGGAGGAGAGAGUGAGACUGGCUGCAGAGGAGGCGCUGAAACAGGCUGAGCUCCAGAAAGAACGCGAGGAGGCUGAGGCCAAGGCCCAGGAGGAGGCAGAGCGAGUCCGUCAGGAGAGAGACCGCAUCAUGCAGCAGAACCAGCAGGAACGCAUGGAGAGGAAGAAGAGAAUUGAGGAAAUAAUGAAGAGAACUAGAAAAGGGGACCAAAAUGAUCCAAAGCGAGACGAUGAUGAUAAAAGCGCACAGGAUGAGAAUGAAGAGGAGGGAGAGGAUCCGAUAAACUGUGAAACUAAGGUGGAUGAUACAGCACAAACAGAAGAUGUCGCCAUGGAGACAGACAUACCCAACGAAGAGGGUUGUGGCCUGUCCUCUAGCGAACCAGUGGCAGAGCGAGAAGAGCCCCUGGGCAGCGUGAAUGGAAAGCCAGAGACAGACUGCAAGGAGAAUAAUAAUGGCAUAAGCACAGAUGAGACUCAUGCAGUUAGUCCAGUGCCUAAGGGCCGCCUCGUGGAGGGCUCGGAGUUCCUGAACGAGCAAGACUCCAACAAGGUGGGGCUGGUCCCAGGUCUCAACGGUAAGACCGGCACCUGGAGCUUUGAGGAGUUUAUCGACCUCAGCGUCCACUCAAAGGGUCGGCCCCUCAUCGAGGCUGAGGACUGUAACCAGGGCUUGAUCAACUGUGACGGUAGCCCAGAAGGGACCAGGGUAGCCUUUGAGGACACAGGAUCCACUGUUAACACCCUGCAUUCCUCUAAUCAACCAAUAGAGGCCCUGUCAGAGAUGUGAUGCUGCAGCCUUGCUGAGAGGUCUCUUGUUAUUGCACUCCUUGAGUUCCUGUCCAGCUUACCUCCAAUUAAAUAAAAAGAUAAAACUCCUCUACCAACUCCAAACAGCUUCCCCCUGUUCCUCCUCCUCCUCAGCCAGAGGAAGAACAUAAGGUGAAGGGGAACAACGACCCCCAGCGCUAACUUUGCACCCUAUGUGAUGAGAAAAAAAAACAAUUUAAAAUUAUAAUUUAAAAAAAAAAAGUUACGCUUCAGGGAAAUUCCAUAUAUUCCUUCAACAUGCUUGCUUCAGGUCUCUCUUCUUGUUCCUAGUUCUCCUCAUUUGCAGUUCUUUUUUAUGUUUUGUGCAUUUUUGUUGAUGUUUUUUAAGCAUUUUGUUUUUGUCAGGGGUGCAUUGUUGUAAUUUAUUAAUUUUGGCUUCUUUGUUAUUGUAAUAAUUAUUAUCACAUGUUUAGUCUUUUUUGUCUCUUGUAUGAGAAUAUUCCAGAAGGCAUGCACACUUGGCUGUGUGAAUACUAUGAGGUUAAUAUUGUGAGUUAAUGGAAGGAUCGUCAAUACAUUCGGUUUGGUCGGGAGGCUGCUGAGACAGCCGGGUGUUGUUUAGCUUCCCAAGUUUAGCAUGUAAUUCAACCCAAAUUGGAUUGUGACCUAGAUUUACUUGACCGGCUGCUUUUUGCAGCAUCCAGCAAUAUGGCCUUAUCAUUUUCUCUUUUCUUCUACUUUUUCAAGGUGCACAUAUUCAGUUGCAUGUGGUGAAGCUAAUCUACAUUCGGUUUAGCAAUCUCCUUCACGUGCAUACACACUUAGGACUUAAAAGAUGUAAAGUGGAUUCUGUGUUAAUGCUUAGCCUCAUCUUAACAUCCUAACACAGAGCCCUGUCCUUUCAGUCCCUCUCUUUUCAUGCAUGCCACAUACUGGUUUCCCAACUUCCCUUGCCCCUGUCUUUCCUUUCUGGGUCAAUAGAGGGCUUAGAGGAGGGCAACUCCCAACUGUAAGACUGGCUCCUUUGUCUUUGUAGCUGAACGGUGUAGGGAUUCAUGACAGCACUGUAGCAAAUUCAUAUGUUCAGUGGAGUUUCAGCUGUUUGCUAUUUUGGGUCCAUGAUCGUUUUAGAUUUUGUCAUAGUUUUACAUUUGUAUAUAGACUCCUUGUUAAUAAUUUCCUAACUACAUCAUUCUAAUUUGCAUCAGAAUCUGAGCUUCAUCCAUUGAGGGCUGAGGGAACCUAAAGUCUAAUCCCAUGCGUUGACUAUGCAUCUGUUCCACUCCACUAUAUGAAUAACCCUUACUGUAACUGGGCAACAUGUGUCAGUGUUGCUUAUUAAUGCACAAGCAAGGUCCAAGAGUUUCAUUCACAGCUGCCUCAGAGCUGUCCAAUCUGGUUUCAACACAUGAGCUUUGUUGACAUUGCCAUGCACUCUUUGUCAUCGGUCUUUAUGUUUGUGCAGCUCUUUGACUAAUUCUAACUCUUUCCACUAAGCCCUACUAAGAUUCUCUACAGAAUACACUAGCUGCUGCUUUCAUACUUGUGGCAAAAUUCAUUUAAACUAUUUUUUAUAAUAUAAAAUUUGGCUGUUUGUUUAUAUAUGAAAAUAUAUUUCUAUGUAUAUUUAAGUGUUACUGUAUUGUGUAUAUAAUCAGUAUUAGGCCAAUGAAGCCAUGUUUAGGAUGGAAUGGCGUAGUCAGGGUGUGGAUAGUUGAAGUCUUUAUGUAUGUUACUGUACUAUAAGUUGGGGCUCCAUUCGACUCGUGCCCUGUGCCAGGGUAGUCAGUACUGUUACCGGACACGCAGGUCAGGUUUGGGCAGCCUUGACACCCAAGAUUUACAGAAAGCCCUCUUCUUCCAGAUCUCUACAAAACCCGGGGGACAAGUGGGGACACAUGUUAUGUCCUCGAAGAUUUGGAGUGUGUAUUUGUGAGUGGGUUCAUUGAGGACAUGUAUAGUCCUACAUUCCCAAGCCCCGCCUCUGAAUAUUGCCUUGAUCCCUCACAAAGAAUAGACAGUGGAAAAUCUGAUAGAGUACAGAGCUGUUGAGUGCUUAGCAGCAUGUCUCGAUGCUGCAGUAUAAGUCAUGGUUGUGCAAAAUGCUGGUUACACUAUGUUAAAGGAUGUAGUGUGAAGCACAGCACAUCCAGCAUGAGGAAAUGAUAGAGAUGGGAACAAAAUGUGACUUAGGGCAGACUUUUUCUGCAUGAUCAUUGUUUUAUGUCUUGUUCUGGAUUUCUCAAGACCUGUGCUGAAUGCUUAAAAUUCCCCUAUGCUUGAAUCGUCCAAAUAAGAGGUUUGGGGACCUUGAAUUUGCCUCACGCUCUGUUUACUUUCAGGCCCAAUUGCUAAUUAAAUCCCUUUGUACAUAUAGACUAGGGGCUGUAGAGCUUAGCUUUGAUUAAUAAGCAUAAAGAAUGUAACAGACUCAAACCGCCCUUAAUCAUUUACCACGUCUGUCACAGCAGCCUGCUUUCAGUUUUCAUGCAUUAUUCAUCUAGAAAACAUGAGAUACUUUGCACUGUCAGAAAUUACCCGCUAUGUUUUAAAGCCUUUGUGAAUUACUAAUGGUUACUGAGGAGUAGCUUCACUGUACAGACUGUAGGAGAGUUGUGUGAAGUUCCUAAAAAAAAAAAAAAAAAAAGAAGUAAGUUGUUUGUCUAUGGUCUUCUCUCACCCAGACUUGAAAUUCUCAUUCAUAUCCCAAGAUUUAUCUUAUUCUCAGACUCACCUAAACCUCAUCUACUCCCUAUCUCUUGCAGUGGAACCCAGGUUUAUUGUUUUGGUUGGCUGCUUUGCUGCUUAAGUGGCACCACUAGUCACAAAUAUGACCUGUAGGCUGCCAUUGCAGUUGCUGCUUGAAUAGAUGUCUAUUCCAGGUCCUGCUUUUGUGUUUAAUUCUGUGUACAGAUACAUUUCUGCAUUUGGAGGGCUUGAGCAUGAAGCUAACUGGUCUUCAUUCUCAAGAUUGUCUAUGAAAGUAGGAUAGAAGGUGCCUUAGAUUGAGAUUUAGUAUUUUUAUUUUGUCACAGUUAACUAAGAAAUCCUGUUACGUCCUUACCUUGGCCACGACAAUCAGUCUACCUAACCAGGACAACUUUGUGAAUAUGAUUUUUUUUUUUUUUUUUUUCAAACCUAACAAAGCCCUGUCCUCAAAUUAUAUUUGGAAAUAUAUCUUAAGUGUAUUAAGAUGGUAAAAACUGUUAAACAAUAAAGUCUUGCAAAAAGA
This is a messenger RNA of Myripristis murdjan (pinecone soldierfish), 5904 nucleotides long. RefSeq names its product MAP7 domain containing 3 (gene map7d3). The transcript has 20 exons. NCBI's taxonomy places the organism in Eukaryota, Metazoa, Chordata, Actinopteri, Holocentriformes, Holocentridae. The record is from RefSeq and is a predicted model, not a curated record. Gene Ontology annotation, biological process: microtubule cytoskeleton organization. The coding region runs from base 1 to 2691 and encodes 896 amino acids. Gene Ontology annotation, cellular component: microtubule cytoskeleton.